Messenger RNA from Lachancea lanzarotensis, 1995 nucleotides. It is a transcript of the gene PUF6, whose product is annotated as LALA0S02e10440g1_1. Gene Ontology annotation, cellular component: nucleolus. Gene Ontology annotation, biological process: regulation of translation. The transcript has a single exon. The record is from RefSeq and is a predicted model, not a curated record. Lineage: Eukaryota; Fungi; Ascomycota; Saccharomycetes; Saccharomycetales; Saccharomycetaceae. The coding region runs from base 1 to 1995 and encodes 664 amino acids. Gene Ontology annotation, molecular function: mRNA binding.
AUGGCUUCUGUUACCUCCAAGAACGGUAAGAAACAUGCUCUUAAGGUGAAGGAUAACAAAAGUGCCAAGAAAGCUAAAGUUGAAGUCGAAUCUUCGGCUAGCAGCGAGGACAUUUCUUCAGCGGAGGAUGAUGAGGAAGAAGCCGAUGAGCAAGACGAGUUGGAUGCAAGUUCCGAAGAAGAUGAAUUAGAUCAGGAUUCUGGCGAUGAAUCAGACCAGAAAGAAGCAAAGGUUGAUUCUGAUGACGAGGAAGACUCAGUAACCCAAGAAAACUCAGUUGGUGAUGAUGACAAGAAAAAAAGUGAGAGUGAAGGUCCAGGACAACACGCAGAGCAAAGAAAGCUACUCAAAGAGCGUAAAAUGCAAAGAAAAUCCGGUGCCGAAGUUCAGCAAAUCAAGUCGCUUUGGGAAAGACUGCGGGUGAACAACCCACCAGUGCCAAAACCAGUACGUGAGAAAUUGGCCAACGAGGUCUGGGAACUUUCAAAAGAUCGUAUAAGUGAUUUGGUGAUGAAACAUGAUGCAUCGCGUGUCGUGCAAACACUGGUAAAAUACUCCUCGAAGGAACGCCGUGAGCAGGUGAUUGAAGCGUUGAAGGGCAAGUACUACGUUUUGGCCACCUCUUCUUAUGGUAAGUACCUUCUGGUCAAACUAUUGCAUUACGGUACAAAGCAGUCCAGACAAUUGAUCAUCGAUGAAUUGCACGGAUCCUUAAGAAAGCUUAUGAGACAUCGUGAAGGUGCUCACGUCGUUGAAGAUCUGUACGUGUUGUACGCUUCCCACGAACAGAGACAACAGAUGAUCCGCGAAUUCUGGGGUGCAGAAUAUGCGGUUUUCAGAGAUGCUCACAAGGACUUGACCCUCGAGCAAGUAUGCGAGAGCAGCGCAGAGAAGAAAAACAUUAUCAGCAAGAACUUGAUUGGCACCAUCACCGCUUCCGUUGAAAAAGGUUCCGUUGGGUUUCAGAUUUUGCAUGCCGCUAUGGUCGAAUACGUCAAGAUCGCGGGCGAUAAGGAGAUCUCAGAAUUUAUAGAGGUGCUAGAGGACAAAUUUGCAGAGCUAGUACAUACUCCAGAAGGAGCUGAGGUCUGUUCUACCCUAAUAGCAAGAGCUACAGCUAAGGAGAGAAAAAUAAUCAUCAAGAACUUGAAAGACCAUGCGGACAAUUUGAUCAGAAACGAGUUUGGUAACACUGUGUUGACCACUGCACUAAUGUGUGUGGAUGAUACAGUUAUGAUGUUCAAGUCAUUCGGACCCGCCAUAAAAGACCGUUUGCAAAGCAUCAUCGUUGACAAGUUUGGAAGAAGACCCUUCUUGUACAUACUAUUGGGACUUGACGGAAAAUACUUCUCACCUAAUGCCAAGAAAGAAUUGCAAAAAUACAUUCAACUUUCGGAGAAGACGUCCAAGAAGCCUUUCGAGCAGAGAAGACGGGAGCUUCUGAAUAAGUUUGCGCCCAUGUAUCUCAGCACCAUUGCCAAGUACUACGACCUGAUUUUGGAAGAAACUCUUGGGUGUCAGUUUAUAAGCGAAGUGCUUGUCAACGAUGAGUUUUACGAGCAACUUGGUGAACAAGACCAGCAGAAGUUCCAGGAAGUGAUCGACACCAUUGUUGCCUAUUUCAAAGGUGAUAUUUCCGAGGACACUCAUCCGAUUCAUAGACCUUUCUCGGUCCGUCUAUUAAAAUCAUUGAUUCAGGGCGGAAAGUGGAAUGCCAAGGAAAGGAAGCUCGAACCGUUGCAUAAAGUUCAAGGGCUUGGUCCCGAAUUUGCCCAGAAAUUCUACGAAGCCAUCAUUGACGAAACAAAUUUGUUGGAUUGGAUCAACAACGCUGACAGCUCUUUUACCGUCGUAGCACUUUAUGAGUCGCUGUCCAAGGCCGGAAACAAAAAAUUCCUAAAAGACUUGAAAAAGGUCGCUAAAAACAUUGACAAAGACAGCAACGACAACAAGGGCGGUCGUCUGUUGGCAAAGCUAAUAACUGAGAAUUCGUAA